Molecule: messenger RNA, 2040 nt
Organism: Ylistrum balloti
Lineage: Eukaryota; Metazoa; Mollusca; Bivalvia; Pectinida; Pectinidae
Product: probable RNA-binding protein 18
Exons: 6
Coding region: 78-692 (204 amino acids)
Molecular function (GO): RNA binding
Source: RefSeq, a predicted model, not a curated record
GAUAAAAUGGGAAUAUCCCCUUUCGCAAAAUAGGUCUGCAUUUCCUCUACAUUUGCAGCAAAACAACAUUCCGUCCAAUGGCUUUUGGGGGCCUGAGUACAGGACACGACCAGAUCACUGUACCCAAUGACCCCUAUAGUGAUGUCACUGAUGACUGCAGAGUAUGGCUGGGUAACCUUGACUCCAGACUUACAGAGUUUUCUCUGUUAAAAGUGUUGCAAAAGUAUGGCCCCUUGAAGAGAUUUGACUUUCUACUCCAUAAGUCUGGUCCCGAUGUUGGCAAACCUCGUGGAUACUGUUUUGUCAGCUACCAACACAGAAAGGAUGCUGAAAGGGCAGUGAAAGGUCUCAAUGGAAAGCAUGCCUUGUCUAAGCGGAUGAUUGUUAAAUGGGCUCAUGCUGAAAAAAAUGAUCUGGAGCCUGUACCUAGACUCAGUGCAAAGAAAGAUCCUGUUACCUUCAACACAGCAGAAGAUCAUCACAGCCCGGAGAACACCAUUAAAGCCAUCGAGGAGAAGCUUAGGAAUAUGGAGGAGACAAGUGGUGAUUUUACCAUGUCAACAAAACCUGCUGCUCCACCUAGUACUAAUCAGCUCAGUGCCAUCCACCAACAAACCAAACAAAUAUCCACAUAUAAACCACGUUCCUACAAUAGGCCUUACACCAACAAUAGGCGUGGACGGAGACGAUGAGACGUGACUUUUGUUUCCUCUUUGUAACAAUCAUCCUCCGACAAUCUUGUGGUAUAUAGUAAUCUCAUUCAGCUUUUUACAAAGCAGGACUGUCACCUAUAAAAUGUAGUCCAUAUGGAUACUUCAGGAUAUAUGUUUGGAAUGUUUGUCCAAUCAGCAUUGUAAAAACAUGUUGUCAAAGCAGAGAAAGUGUUUAAAAUGGGAAUGUAAAAGUUCUGGGAUUUCUCUAUCAAUUGCAGUGGGAUCCUAUGUCCAUGGAAUCACAUUGUAAAUGAUGACAUCCGGAAAGCCUUAUCAUACAUUAAUAUGUUUACUUGUGGUGAUAUGUGCAAUAUAUAGAUAAAUUCUGUUUUAGUUUUUAAGUUGAUUUAACCAAGUUAAGUAACACCAGGGACUAUUGAUGUUGGUAUGGCAGUAUAGUAAUAAUUGUGUGAUAGAUUAGGUGGGUAAGUUGUAUUUUACUUUGUGUUAUAUGAAAGGUUUUAUGACAUAUUAUUGUACUGAUCAGCAUAAAUCCAAAAUCCAGUGUUGUUAUCAUUGUGACUUGAUGUUGGAGAUAAUAAUUAGACUUUACAUCGGAGAUUAUAACUGAAACCCGUGUUGAACUCGCCAUAUCAGACUUUUCCUUAUGCUGUAUCUUGCAUUGCUGCGUGCUGUAUUACCGGUAGUGACAAGAAAACUAGAAAAUUUUAAUCCAUGAGUACUCAAAAAAAGGUCUGUUUUACUCUCCUUCUCAAAGUGUAUUUUGAGCUAUAGCCAGGCUCUUCUGGGCCAACUUCUCAUGUAAUUAUCCUGAUCUCAGCAUGUGAACCAAUUAAGCUCAAGCCUGUGGGUAUUCUGAUCAAUUUUCAAAUGUGAGUCAUUUAUCCUUUAGAUAAGCAUUGUUCUUCUGAAGUGCAUCCAUGGCAUACAAAUCUGAUGCAUUUUUGCAAAUAAAGAUAACCUGUGGCCUAUAGAUUUUUUUUCUGAGGUAACUCGAUCAUGACUAUAAAGUUAUUCAAGGUGAUGAAUACACAGCUGAGCUGGUAAUGAAGUAUCUUUUUGAUGUUCCAUGAUCAGCUGAUGGCUACAGCCUGUAUUAAACAGUGAGUGUGUAUGACUGCCUGAUAUAUAUGUCUGGCAAAAAUCUUAUUGGCCUGCUGAAAAUUACUCUGAAAAUUGAUUAAAAUAAAAUAUAGUUAAUCAGAUUGGACAAAGAGUGAACAUAUAAGAAUUUUCCUUUUUUGACUUUUCAACAAUCAACUCAACAUACAAAAAGAUGCAAUAUUACUAUGUCUACAUAUUAUUUUUGAUCUUAGAAUCUGUCAGUAUUUGAUAUACAUUUUUUGUAAUAUGUGUUUGACCUAUG